Molecule: messenger RNA, 5901 nt
Organism: Platichthys flesus (European flounder)
Lineage: Eukaryota; Metazoa; Chordata; Actinopteri; Pleuronectiformes; Pleuronectidae
Gene: znf512
Product: zinc finger protein 512
Exons: 16
Coding region: 246-2624 (792 amino acids)
Molecular function (GO): zinc ion binding
Source: RefSeq, a predicted model, not a curated record
CAGCAGAUGCAGGAGGAGGGCGUUCCUCUAAAGAAAAUCUGAUCCCACAGCUGGACCGGUUCUAUUCUCACACUUCUCUGGUCCGGAUCACCCCCCCACCUGGACCGGGCCUGUGCUGGGUGUGUGAGCCGCCUGCUGCGCACCAGGGCCGGGGACAGGAGGCCGCAGGAGACCGGGACAUCGGGCUGAGGACAUGGAGGCUGCGACCGAGCUGUAGCACGGAGCCUCGCUGCUCCUCCUCCCGAAUGGACCCUGCUCAAGUCGGAGGGGAUAUGUCACCUCUGUAUGUGCCAAGAAAAAGAAAGUCAGCCCAGUCCCAUCUUAAAGGUGGAACACCAUGUCCAGUUGUUCAGCGGAUGCCGGAGAGAGUCUGUGAAUCGAAUGCAGGUGGAUACACAAAGGAUGACGAGUCUCAAGCCCACGGUUCCCUGAAGAUGAAACGGACGUACGGUAGGAAAAGGUACGAGGACCUCCAGAGUGUUUCCAUGGGAACAGUAGAUUACCCAAUCCCCAGCUGCUCAGUGAUGUCAUCAGGUGACCUGGCCAAUGGGGUGGACCCAGGCUCCCUGGUUCCACCCAGGCUCCCUCCGAGACUGGUGGCGAAGGAGGCGUGGCCUCAAGGCCCCGAAGCCUGUAGGGAGCAGUCCCAGCCUCAGGACCAGAGCUGGAACUCCCGGGAAAGAGGCCCCAACGCCUGGGCCCCGGUUCGAGACCGACCCCAGGAGCAGGUGUGGAACUCUGGCAGACAGCGAGCAGGACACUCGUGUCCAGACCAGACAUGGAUGUCAGGCAGUGACAGAGCUCAUGGGGGACAGGAGCAGGCCUGGAUGACGGGUCAGGACCGGGGGCCUGAGCAGGGCUGGGCAGCCGGCAGAGACCGAGGCCAGGAUCAGGCCUGGAACGCCGGCAGGGAUCCAGGAAGAGAGCAGGCCUCCUCGGGGCCGGAGCCGGCGUGGGGAUCCGGACGAAACCAAGACCAAGGCUGGAGCAACACGAGCAGAGACAGAGGACACAUCUGGAGACCAGAGCUGAACAUGAAGAAGGUCCAGAGAGCAGAGACGGAGCCGCCACCAGAGACCAGAGACUCCUGUUCAGUCGCAGCCAGCCGUGAAGCCUCCACAUCUCAGUCCAGUGAGGAUCACAAACCUCCAGUUGUCUCCAAUAAGAAGGAGCCUCCUACCUACGCUCCAGGAAGUCCAGAAGAGCGCUGGCAGCUCCAGAUCGUGGCCAAAGGCAGAGUCACCUGUCCCAAAUGUAAGAGUGUGAGCAGGAAGACGGUGGAGGGGCUGAAGAAGCACAUGGAGAACUGCCGACUGCAACCGUUCACCUGUCAACACUGUGGGAAACAGCUGAAGUCUUCCACUGGGAUGAAGUACCACGUCAUGGCUGACCACAGCCACCUGCCUUCAGCAGAAGAAGCCAAGGACCUGGACGACCGCACCAUUAAAGACAAACUGCGCAAAAUCCUGAAGAGACUGGGAAAAUUAAAAUGCUCCAAAGAGGGCUGUACUGCUGCGUUCACCAGCAUCAUGGGCUACGUCUACCACAUGAAGAAGUGUGGGAAGGAGGAGUCUGAGCUGGAGAAGCUGUUGCUGAACUGUUCUCACUGUGGGAAGACUUACAAAUCCAAGGCUGGUCUUGAAUACCACCUUAAAUCAGAGCACGCUCCUACGCCCCAAAAGACCGAGGAAGACGAGGCUCUGAAGGCCCAGAGGGAGGCCAACCCGGAGAGGACGCCGAGCGGCCGGGUGCAGCGGGCCUCCGCUCAGGUGGCCAACUUCCACUUGGCUGAAAUCGCCAGCAACGACCUCCCCAAAGACUGGCCCAAGAGGAAGUUCCAGUGCGACCUGGUGCCCGACGACAAGAAGUUGAAAUACGCCCGACCAGGCCUCCCUGCCUUCAGCCAGGAGGUGCUGAGGAAGUGGAGGAACGAGGUGAAGCUGCAGAGGAAAGUCCACUGUCCCAACCAGGGUUGUGGCAGCACCUACACCAGUGUGUCUGGGCUGAAGGCUCAUCUGGGCCUGUGCACCAGGGGCGACUUUGAAGCUGGAAAAUACAGAUGUCUCAUCUGCAACAAAGAGUUUAACUCUGAGAGUGGAGUGAAAUAUCACAUCAACUCCAUCCAUUCACAGGACUGGUUUGUGACGAACAAGAAGGCUUCCAAGACGUUUGAGAAGUUCGUGAAAAACCAGCACAAGGAGUUAAUCCAUAACGUGGACAAGCAGAUUGUGGAUCAGUAUCACCAACACCACCUCCAACAUCACACUCACGUCCAUUGCCCCCAUCACCAUCACCAUCACCAGCAGCAGCAGCAGCAGCAUCUCCAGCUCCAGCCCAUGCAGCACCCUCUGCAGCCGCUGCAUCACCUCCAGCACCAAACCCAGCUCCUCCAUCCAGAGCACCAGAACCUCCCCAUGCAGGCGGACGCCCAGCUGCAGCCCAUCCUGCAGUACACCCCUCUGGAGCCUCCUGCGGGACCGCUGUGGGUGGACAUGGACCGGAGAGGAGUCGUGCACGGGUCGGAGCUGGCCCCGCUCCAGAUGGAGGUGGAUGCAGAAGACAAACCAGCAGAGGACGGCAGGGAGAUGGUGGAGGGACGAGAGAAGGGAGAGGGGGAAGGCUGACGGGAAGAGGAGGGAUUGCUUUGGGUUCGGUAGAGGUGGAGGCUUCAGCAGCUCGUCCGGCGAAUUGGAGGGCGAGCGGCAGGAGAGGCAAAGACAGGUGGAGCAGUGGAUUCUGAAAGGGCCGGGGGUCAUGGAGCUGCACCCUGAGGCCGGGAAGCAACAACAUGGAACUUAAAGACGACCCUGAAAACCAAACUUCCCUUCGUGGUCAUCAAACGCUAUCGUGCACCGGAACUACAACAGAGGUAGGAAGAGACACCAUCUAAAGUCUGUCCACAUUUUAUUAGACAGUUUUCCUCAAGACAGAGCAGCUAACGACAGAGCUGCACUUCUUGAGAAAGCCUUUCACUGAUGAUUGGAAGGAAAACCUCAAGGUGUCACCUUGGAUGGAGACUCCAUGUUUCUCUGUAUCGAAAUCUUUGUUGACGUAACGCUAAGAGAAGUCGUAGUUCUGCUGUUUAUCUGUGUUUGUAUGUUACAGAUUCUUAAACGUGUCUUAUACUUUUUACAAAGGUUUGAUAAACUGACUCUUUGUCUUUUACGUUUACCGGAAAGGGAAGACGUUGCUCUAACUUGAAGAGAGGAUGCUUCGGUAUUUUUGUUGAACUGGUCCGGUCGUUCUCUGUCUGAAAACAUUUGUGCCUCUUGAAUAUUAUUUAUAACUUCACACGAUUAUCAUUAUCAUCAUCACGUUGAAUCUGAGCUGAUCUAAAAGCCUUUUCUGGUCUAGAUAAUGUUGGAAGUCAAAGAGGAUCAGUUCGACCUUUUCUCCUCAUUUACAUCUGUGGGAACAAAUGUCUGCUGGCGACUGAAAUAGGCAAAAAAAAGUUUCUCUAAAAGGUUUCCGUCAAGCUUUGUGUUUGACAAACAAAACAAAAAUAAAAGUUAGUAAGUUUUGUAUAAUAUCGACAAAGAAAAUAAUUAAAUCUGAUGUUUUUAUUAUUUAUCGUUAAGCUAGAAAACUUCUGACAUCUAGAAUUGUCAAAUCAAUAACCAAAAUAAUCACCUGACUGAAUACUGCGAUGGAUUUAAUAAAUUGAUCUUAUUUGUUUCAGUUAGGAUAGAAGUUUAACGUUUAAUUGUGUAAAUCGUUUUAAACCUUCCAAGUGUUUUACACUAAACAAACUUCCAUCAGCAGGGGAACAAAGAAAGCACAGAAACAUAAUAAUAAUAAGAAUAAAGACUCAUCGAUGUGUCACAGUGAAGGGACGACGUCAGAGAAGUAGAUUUAUUAAUUUUCACAGUGUAGCCCGAGUCCUCUUCACCUCAGACAAGUGAACCGUGCUGAAGGAAAAGCAUUUAACAUGGAGCGUUCAAACACCAAAUAUUUAGCCAAUAGCAUGUAGCCUAAUGUUUAUAUACUCUAUCUACAAUAGUGCUUAUGGAUGGUUAAUUUGUUUGACUCUAUUUUUGUAUUUUUCUUUUCACAUUUCAUGAAUGUUUUAGAUUCUUAGUUUCUCUCCUGAUCUGUUCUUUAGUUUCCUUUACAAACAACAAUGAUUCUUCCCUUUAAUCUGUGAAUCUGUCUUAAAGAAACUGUGUUUAUGUAUUUUACUGUCUCUGAUUCUGUUGAAAGUGUUUUACUCUUCAUCAGAUGCCUUGAGAGAGAUCGGCCUGUGUCGUUAAAAGAGGAAAAACCUCCUGUGCUGCUUAGGAAUAUUUCAGAAAGUGGGAUUUCUUUCUUUAUUAUUAGCUGAGUAUUUUAUGAAGUAGUGAUUUCUGUUAUUUUACAUCAGGCCUGAUAAGAAGUCUCACACUUUUUUCUCUUCAGGCUUUGUUCCCAUAAGGUUCUGUGAGAAUCCCUCCAGCAGUUUCUCAACAGAGCUCAUUCGUCCAUCAAGGCCCAACGGUUCAGUUGAAUUCAAACAACAGGAAAUCACACACUCAUAGAAGUCAGUCCCCUCAAUGUGCAUGAUAAUUUUCAUCAAGAUUCGUGAAUGAUUCUCUUGGAAAAAGUGACACUAAUUCCUGGAUAUUCACCAAAAUUCAAUAGUUUCUCCCCAUUUGGUUUUUCUUGUUUUCUUACAAACAUACAAACCAAAUAGCAAAGCAGAGGACAGAGGUGACCACAGAACCACUGCUGGUUCCCCCUGAUCCUGAGUGGGACCUCUGACUCACUGGGUUCUUUCCUGUUGAAAUACUUCCCAUGUCCUUUACGCUUGUGACCAAAUCGUUAUCACCAUGCUUGCCCUUUGAACUGUUUGAUAGCACAAAGAAAAGCGCUGCUCGACAUGAAGAGAGAGCAGGUUCAUCAGAUAAACUAAGGCCCAGACAUGUUAGUUAUGAUAGAACUUCUGAGACCUUUUGUCACAUUGCUUUCACCGUUUAGCAGCAGCUUAUGUUUUUAUUGAGGCCGGAGCACAGUCCUAUUAUCUAGACUAGGUAAAAAACUAGAUUGUCACUCAGUAGAGUUCGUACUUCCUUCAAGGUCCAACUGUCCCUUUAUGAAACCUUAUUAAUGGUAAAUUCCUUGGUGGAGGGAUAAAGCUAUAAACAACCAUUUCCACAUUAGAGAGGACGAGUGAGGGUUAUCAAUUUGUUUUCAAGUACUAGAGGUUGAGUUUUGAAAAGCUGGGUUAAAGUUUCAUGACUUCUUGGAGGGGUUUAAUGAGGAUCAAGUGAAGAAUACAUCACAUCUAAGUGGCGAUCCAGGAAAGUCACUUUCUUUGGCUUUCUGAGACAGUUUUUGUCAUUUUCACUAUUUCUCAGAGGUUAAUUAAAGAAAUUGAUGUUUAGGGAACUGAUAAAUUGUGAGUGAGUAGAAAUUGGUGCAGCUUAAUUGAAUGUAAGGGAAGGUUGCAGGUCAGAGCUCCUGAGAGCCGUUGAAGUCAUUGAAUGUUGUUUAAUUGACCCCCUGCAGACACUGUGACUCAUCGUAUUUAGUGAACGUGUAAAACCGUGGGUUGAACUCUUUGAUUUGGUCUCGACCUCCGGAGCUAGCAUCUUGUGAAAAAGAUGACUGUCAUAGAUUUGACGUUGGGGCAGAAGUUGUGUUUUUAAACCGUUGACAGUGAAGAAGCUCCGUGCGUCAAAUGAAUAUUGAAAUGAACGAAAGACUGUUGUUAUGUGUUAGUGCCUCAUCACCAACAUUCAUACAGAUAAAACAUAUAUAAAUAUAUAUAUUGUCUAGACCAGAUUUAAUUAAGAUUCAGUAAUAGAAAGCAGUUUUAUCAUUUCUACUCAAGUAAAAGUCUUAAAAACUCUGUAAAUGAAUAUGUUAUGACUUGUUUUUUAGAAGUUAUGUGCUGCUCUUUCAUAGUUCCAGCAGUGGUAUAAC